Messenger RNA from Prorocentrum cordatum, 3642 nucleotides. The record is from the annotation of a GenBank genome assembly. Lineage: Eukaryota; Dinophyceae; Prorocentrales; Prorocentraceae.
AUGGUCUGCGCCAGGGGCAACUCGAGCAUGCGCGAGUGCGGGGAGUGCUUCUCGCCAGGCGUCGGCGGGGUGCGCGUGCAGCUGUCGUUCGCUGGCUCGUGCAGGCAUGCCGAGCUCGCCCGGCGCGUCGACGAAUUCGGCGGGGUAGCCCGCGUGCCGGGCCGCUCGACCGACUCCGAUCUCCGCGACGUCUCCGACCAGAACAUCUGCGAGGGCAUCGCGCGGGAGCUCGAGGGCGACGUCUACCGGGCGUCGGCGUGGGCACCUCCCCGCGCGACGUUCGUCACAGAGCUCGCCCUCCGGUCCGAGUCGGGCCCGGGGCGGUGCGGGCUCCGGGGCGUCAGCCAGAAGGACAGGAAACGUCUCCGCGAGAAUGCGCUGCUGGCUCUCCGUGCGGCGGCAGGUUUGCGCUGCGCCGUGGAGCGCGGUCAGCCGUGCUUCCGCGAGGCGACGGUGCCGCUGGGCGGCGCGCCAUCGCCGUCGAGCUGGACGAGCUUUCCGAGGCCGACGCUGUUCGCGUUCUUCGGCGCGGUUGCCGCUGGCAGGCCGACCGAGCGCAACCGCCGGAGUGCCUACCCGAACGCGUCAUCGAUCAGAGGGUCCACGAAACUCCGCGGAGCCGAUCGUGCUGACCAGAGGAUGGUCGGGGAGGACAUCCUCCUCGGCGGGCCGCAGCGAGCCGCGGACUCGGUCAGAAAAGUGCCGAGCUUGGGCGCCGUCGGCGCGGAGGUGCGCGAGGCGCUAUCCGAGAUGUCCGACCGCCAUCCCGACAUGGCCUCGGCUGCGCGCGAGGCGCUUGGCCAGGGGGGCGCGUCGCAGUGGCCCAGCGACGAGAUGGUCGAGUGGGCGCGUCGGCGUCUCGCGCAGGUCGUCAAGGCGGACGACGGCGAGUCAGUGGCUGACGGGCACCUCGCCACCAUCGUCCGCCCUGGUCUGCUGGGCGCAUGGCGUCGUGCUGCUGGCGAUCCUGACGACCGGCCGUCGUGGCGGUGCCGGGAGGGGGCGCCGACGGGCUUCUGGGAGGCCUCGCUGCCUCGCAGCGUGCUCCCGGCGGUCCUCGACGACGCCGAAGACCCGGGGGGCCUCGCCACCGAGGAGGGCUUCGGGAACCCCGCGGACGUCGAGGACGACGACGAGGCAGCCGAGCUGGUCGCUGAGCACGAGAAGAAGGGAUGCGUCGUGGGUUUCGCGACCCAGGUGAUCGAAGAGGAGCGCCUCGCCAAGAUCAGGUGGGGGAUCGCCUUCAACUGCCGCUGGGGCGGCCUGGCAGCAUUUUCGCAGGGAUCUGAAAGGGCCAUCCUCCCGCGGAUCUCCACGGUCGCAUUCGACUCGUUCGAGCUGUCCGUGCAGCCGGGGGGGCUUUUCUUCGCCGCCGAACUCCGCGGACGAUUGUUCGCCAUCCUGCGCGCCGCGCAGGGGUCGCGCGGGGCGCCCCUGCUAUGGGCGAUGGUUGCGGCUUUGGUUUGCUUCCUCACUCAGGGGGCCUUGGUCCUGGAUGUGGCUCUCCUGAGCUGUUGCGUGGACGACCCUAUCGUGGCCCUCGCGGGCGCGCCGCGUGAGAGAGCCUGCUGCGUGGCGCUGGUCGUCUACUGCUGGCUGUCUCUCGGCUUCCCCCUGAGCUUCGAAAAGGGGCUGUUUGGGGGCAGCGUCGCGUGGGCCCCGAGCACCUUCCCCCGCCGGUCGGCGCAGGUGGCCGACUCGUGGGGCCCGCGGGCCCGCGUGGAGAUCAGGGUAAAAAUCAAGAAGGCCAUUGCGAUGGACGUCCUCGCCGCGUCGGGCGACAGCUUGCAGUCGAACGAUAGAAUAUGCGCGGCCAAGUGCGCCCGCGUCGCCUCCCUGGCGUGCGUUCUGACGCCGUUCCACUGGCACCUCCGGGCCGGGCGCGGCGUCAUCGAGCGGGUCUUUGAUUCGGACGCUUCCCGCGGCGUCGGCCUCCAGAUCGACGCGGGCACCGACGCCGGCCCGUUGGGGCCGGGAGCGAUGCUCCUCGUCAGUGGUCGCGUCGACGAGUUCAUCGCCGACCCGCUGACGCAGUUAGACGUUGAGAAUUUCGGCUUGCCGAUUGGCGCCAACCUUGCAGCCUGCGAGGUAGCCUUGGACGCGGCCGAGACCGCGCGCGGGCCCGACGUCUGCGAGCGCGCCCUGGCAUUGCUUGCAGCCGUGGGCAUCAGCCUGUCCCUCGUCAUGCCCCUCGCCCGGUUGGGGGGCGAUGUCAUGCGGCGCUGCGUCGCCGAGGCGCCGCUGAAGUGCCUCGCGGCGGAGUUCAGGGCCCGCGUCGCAGCGAUCGAGGCCAGGGCUGGCGACUGCCGCGGCCUGCAGCGGCCCGCCUACGCCCUCGACGAGGCCGACCACGAUAACAUCGUGUUAAUCGGCCUAGGGCGCGUGGCGUGCUCCUGGGGCCACGGCGUCCGCUUAGGGCUCGCCGAGGCGGCCCGGCGCAGCGCCCCCCGCGCCAUGGGGCCCGGGGGCACCGCGCCGGGCGAGAGCCCUCGAGCUGCCGCCCUCGCGCCGCGGGCGUGCCGCUCCGGGCGGCCGCGGCCGCCGCGGGCGCAGUGCUGGGGGCCAGAGGGGGAGGAGGUGGCCACCAGCGCCGGGCAGAGCUCAACCUCCCUGGCGUCGUCAGCCAGCACCGAGAGGCUGGUCUGCUCGGACGCCUCGGAGGCGAACGGGCAGUCUGGGGAGUUCGCCACGGUUCCGUGCGUCAAGAACACGUUCUUGGAGCUCGUCUCAAGGGAGACCGCGCCGAGCGAGGCGUACCGAUCCCAGAGCUGCCCCGCCAUAUUCUGUAGGGGCACAGCUCAGGACUGGGGACGGCGGGAUGGGCGGCCAGCAGUCCCCGCUGCUGCCAGAGUCGCAGGCGACCCAGCAGCACAGGCGGCGGCAGGCCGCCCGCUGGCCUACCCUGCCCUGCCGUCGGAGCACGAAGCGCGCACAUGCAGGCCUUGCGUCUUCUUCCACGCGCAGCGCUGCGCGAACGACCUGGCCUGCUCUUUCUGCCACCUGUGCGACGCGGGGGAGAUCAGGGGACAGACGAAAACGAGAGAGGCCCGGCGAGACCCAGAGGCAGACCAAGGUGAGGCGGGAGAGGCGGCGGAGGGCCAGGCGGGGCGAGCUCGAGCUGUGAGGCCGCGCCAGCGCGCAGGGAGGCUUUCUGCUGGCCCCGGGCUGCUGGGUGGCGCAGGAGACUCCUCGGAAGGCUGGAGGGCCUCUGAGAAGCCCCGCCGCCCUCUGAGAGGGCCUUCUCCUGCUCAAGUCCCUCCCUCGCUCGCCGCCGAGGGUCUUGCGCAAAAUGGCACGGCGGCCUCACGCCGCGUCUCGCGCGGGCCGCCAGCGCGGCACGCCGCGUGCAGGCUGCCGGGUGGCGCAUGCAUCUGCGUUGCCUCCGCUGCCUUCGACACACGGCCGCCUCUGGCGCUCCGAGCCGCCGGGAAAGCUGGCGGCGUGCAGCGGAGUCCCUGUGGUCUCAGGGCCCGUUCAGGGCCCCCAGGGCAGAGCGUUGCACGCCAGUCGUCGACAGGUAGGUGUUUCGGAUCCCCAGAUCCCGAUGUACUUUGGACGUCGGGCGGAAGCCCAAACUACUUCCAACGCCUUCCUGCUUCCUGGUUCUGCCUGCUUCUGCCGACCGACGGGUAUACGGGUUGA